Messenger RNA from Pungitius pungitius (ninespine stickleback), 2478 nucleotides. Its product is annotated as Golgi reassembly-stacking protein 2-like. Gene Ontology annotation, cellular component: Golgi apparatus. The record is from RefSeq and is a predicted model, not a curated record. Lineage: Eukaryota; Metazoa; Chordata; Actinopteri; Perciformes; Gasterosteidae. Gene Ontology annotation, molecular function: protein binding. Gene Ontology annotation, biological process: Golgi organization. The transcript has 10 exons. The coding region runs from base 128 to 1432 and encodes 434 amino acids.
GCGCAUGCGCAUCACCCCGCUAAACAUUUGGCGACGUGUACCCGGUGUGUGGAAGUGGAAAGGCUUCUCACCUCUGCUGGGUAACGAGCUGCCAUUAAAACCUAAAAAGCCGUACUAGUGUAAAACCAUGGGAGGUGCGCAGAGUGUGGAGAUACCAGGAGGAGGCUCCGAGGGCUACCACGUCCUCCGGGUUCAGGAGAACUCGCCAGGACACCGCGCAGGACUGGAGCCUUUCUUUGAUUUUAUUGUCUCCAUCAACAACACCAGACUGAACAAGGACAAUGACACCUUAAAAGACUUGCUGAAAGCCAGUGUUGAGAAACCAGUCAAGAUGCUGGUUUACUCCUCGAAGACCCUGGAGCUGCGGGAGUCUACAGUCACCCCUAGCAACCUGUGGGGGGGGCAGGGCUUGCUCGGUGUCUCUAUUCGUUUCUGCAGCUUCGAAGGAGCCAAUGAGAAUGUUUGGCAUGUGUUGGAAGUAGAGCCUAAUUCCCCAGCAACCCUUGCUGGCUUACGGCCACACACAGACUACAUCAUUGGAGCCGACACCGUUAUGAAUGAGUCUGAGGACCUGUUCUCUCUAAUAGAAAGCCAUGAGGGGAAAGGACUGAAGCUCUAUGUGUACAACACCGACACAGACAACUGCAGAGAAGUGAUCAUCACACCUAACAGUGCCUGGGGAGGAGAGGGAAGUCUUGGAUGUGGGAUUGGCUAUGGAUACCUCCACAGGAUUCCUACUAGGCCCUUUGAGGAGGGGAAGAAGAUCAGCUUCCCUGGAAACUCUCCCAGUGAGCCUGUCAGUCCGCUAAAGGAUGGAUUCACUGAGGUCCAACUCUCAGCAGUGAGCCCUCCAGGUACUGGACCUGCCGUCCCUACUGGCCUUGAAGAUUCAUUGUCUAGCCUGUCAAUCAGCUCGGCCCCGCCCACCAUGCCCAGGGAGCUGCAGACAGGUUUGCCCACUGUCCCUCUGCUCCCCUCCACCUGCCACGCCCUCAGCCCACUCACUUCACAGAAUCCUGCCACCACCGGCUUCCACCCCGGGUCCACGCUACCAGGUCUGAUGCCCCUGCCAGGUGGCUUACCACCGCUUCCCAACUUGCCCAACCUCAACCUGCCUCUCCCAGACCUCAGCGCCAUGUCACUAGCAGGCGGUGGCACCUUAGGAUCAGCAGGAGGUACAGGACCCUCUCUGGCAGCGUUGCCACCCCUCAACUUCCCAGGCCUGGCCCCCUUACCCCUUCUACCUACCAUGCUGCCCUCCCAGCUGCCGCCUCUCCUCCCCCAUGGAGUGGUCCCCCUCCUGCCCAUCUCCACCUCCGCUCCUACAGCCUCGGUCACGGUCACAGCCGGGCCCGCCGUUGACCCCACAGUCCCCACAGAAGCGGCCUCCACGGAAUUGGCGGCCUCCACGGAAACCACAUUAGCGUCGUAAUAUGUCAACGAAGGUUCCACUUGCCAUGAAACCAAAACACAUACCCGCUCCCCCCUCCCGCGUCUUUCUCUGUGUUUUUCUAUUUAUUUGGCCAAGACGACAGGCAGAGCCGCACCAGUUAAACCCCCAGGUCGGCAUGUCCCAGGUAUGAGUGAGGAAGCUUAUUUGGAGUGAUGCAAUACAGCUGGAUAUGAAGCAUGGAAGAUGGUUGUAAACUGGUCUGACCAACAUGUCUUUAUUAGCAGAUUGUCAUGGAGAUAGGUCAAGCCCCUGUAUAAGGGUUGGUGAAGUCCACUCAUGGGCUUGUAGUUUGCUUCAUACUUCUACAGUCACAACAAGGAUUGACCCCUUUCAGAAUUGGUGAUUGUCUCUGUUUAACUUUUUUUAUUAUAACCUAUAUAUAUGUAUAAACAUGUAUACAUUAUAAAAACAUUUAUGUUAAUGGGACGGGAUGAUAAAUAUUAGAAGUUGGCUUACGGGAGAAAAUAAACAUUGUGCAGUGUUUUGUUAAAACAUAAUUACUUAGACUAAAAUAUCAAUUCAUCAUGUUACCAAUUUACUGGUCUUAUUGUCCAGCCCUAACAAUUAACCUUUUAUUAUUAGUUAAUUGGAUCCCUGACCAAUAGAUACAAUUGAUUGACCUGUAUACCUUUUGAAAGUGCUUUAUGACUGUCUUCACCUAAUGAAUGAAUCUGCAUUAUUUUGCACCACAUUUGUGUUUUGAAAAUGAUUAGUUUGUCCCUUUUUGUAUGUCUCCAUGUAUAAAGAACUCUACCUAUAUCCCUCUCUGCCACAUAGGGAUGGUAACAGCCUGAAGGCCACGCCAGAGGGGAUAGUUACAGCAGCUACUGAGUAGAGUGUAUGUUGGGUGCUGUUGGGUGGAACGUGGGUGCGGGGUAUUAAUAUUUCCAUAUUACGUCUGCUCUGGGUCGGCUGGAGCAAAAAUGUUGGGCAUAGUUGCAGUGACGCAGUACAACCACAGGGGUUCACUGUAAAAUAACUUUGAGAACAUCAACACUGCAAGCAAUAAAGCCAAAUUAAUUUUA